AUGCACCUGCAAUCCAAGCUCUCAGGACUUGUCAGCAAGCCAGCUGAAAAAUCAGCCUCAGUUCGAGCGUUCAUGCUGCACAUGUACUGGUCAUCAGCUGAACCCAUGACCAAGGAGCAACUCGAGUUGAAAGAGGAGUUGAUGCAGCGAUUAGUGGAUUCAAAAUUGCUUGGGGCAGCUCUCCAGGAUUUCAGGCGAGAGGCUGAAAUUUCCAGGCAGCUUUUUGCUCACUUCACCAGGACCUGGCGUGAUCGCCAGAUUUACUGGCUGGCAAAGGAACGAGCAAGGGUUCAACAAGACCUAUUAGUGGUGAUCGUGGAUAGUUAUGACCAUGCAAAAAUGUCUCUGCCCAAAUUUCCAAAUGGACGAACCCCAAAGAGAAGUCUCUACGAAAACACAAGGCGAACAUUCUUGACCCUCACAGGGUGCAUAGUGCACGGCAUGGGACUUUAUCGAUACACCUCAGAUGAAGGAAUGCCUGGUGGUUCAAAUUGGACCCUUGAAUGUGUGAUGAAGUCUAUCGACCACUCCUGGGCACGGCGAAGGGCUUCCAACAAGGAGAUGCCCAGGGAGUGUCUUCACAAGAAGCUCAGCCCCCUGUUUCACAAGAGCGGCAUGGACUUCAGGAUUGAGCAUAUCGAUACAGUCAGAAAUUGGUGUCAGCUUAUGCCAACAUCAUCGACUUUGAAGAAUGCUUAUCGUGGCCGUAAGUCUGAUGAAGAGACCAACAUGAAAGUUCCUCAAUCCUUUUCAUUCAUGUGCCGGGAAGACAUGCCGGGACAAGGACAUGGAAUACAAACAGAUGACAAUGUACCGAGGAGGUUACGGACCCAAGGUGACCUUAGAGAUGUGUUCGCCAUGGUGAAGAGUUACAUGAGUGAUACAGUUCUCAUCCAACCUCCACUCCUGGUAUACCCAACAGCCUUUCAAAGUAGCACUGAGCGCUAUUUUAAUGAAGUGAACCGUACAGAGCAUGUUGUACAGCAAUCUCUAGAUUCAGAUCGUGCAGCCGAUCUAGCCGCUAUUGCUGAUGCUAUCAGCAAGGAUUUCCCUCACAUGGAAAGGAGUGUACGAUACUACAGGAGCUUAAUUGAUCAGGGUCGGCCCAGGAAACCAUACUCAAGGAUUGGUUUCUUGGAAGCAGGGCCAAUGGUACAGCCUCCUAUGGGGAAUAUUCAACUGGGAGCAGAACCGCCUGAACCAAGAAACCAUUGGUUACAGGUGAUUGCCAAAACCAACCUGGGGCAGCAUGUGCAAGAUGUUCUAGGUGAUCCCGCAGUGAAGAAGCAGGUGCUGCAGCGCUUGACUAUCGACCGAUUUGAGAACAUUGACCCGAAGCCCACCUUGACCUUGGAAUGGUCCAAUGAGCAGCUUGAGCAUCCUGAAGUAACCUCUAUGCUGAGGAGUUUCCGAUGGAAACAAGCUCCAAGUGCUUUGGAUCUCCUGGGGGCUAUAGGGCAAGCAGUGGAUGUAGAGCUUCGGGCGGCUAAGGCCAAGCCAGGGGCUUCCAAGGCAUUAAAGGACUUGCUGUCGAAAUGCAUCACAGAGUUCAACAAGCUGAUGCGUUCCCCUCCGGACAUGGGCAAGAUCCUUCACAGCCAUUAUGAUUUCGAGCGAAAGGUGUCCAAGGAAUCGACCAACAAGUCGAAGAAAGCGGCACAACUUGAUGAAGAUCAGAGCACGGCCCUCUUCGACAUUUGUUGCUUGUGGAUAUGGUUGAAGGAGAAAAUGGAGAAGGAGUUUGCAGGGGAGAUUGUAGAUCAACAUGCUGCCAUGUUCAUGAAAGGGAGCUUGGACGCAGAUCUUGGCGCCAUCAUGAGAGCCGCUGAGGAGUUUUCCUGGGAACGCAUCCCUUUCAUCUUGGAGGUGAGUGAGAAAGAAUCUGCAAAGCGGCGCACGAAGCUGAUUGGGCAGCUUGAGGCCAUGGCUGAGCUUCACAAACGAGCUUGGGACCUGGUCGGAACCUACCUGGCAUCGAACUUACGGUUCUUUGCAGGUGCAGCCAAGGAGGCGGAAUCAACAGUGCUUCCCCUACUUACAAGCUAUGUUGAUGAAGCAUUCGCAGACAUACCGGAGUGCCGAUCGACGGACGAUCACGGUGUGGUCCUUUGGAUCAAUUUACCAUGUUGUGGAGUUGUGCCACUUCACAAGUAUGAAUGGUGUGUGACAGCGGUGUCAAACAUCUUGGCCCUCUAUCGUCGCAAUGGGAUCGCAUUUGUGGUUCAUGCCAACAGGGGUCAAGUUGCUGAGAGGAAGGUGAAAACUUCCAAAGAUGAGGAUGAGGACGUCAAGGAUGAACCUGAUGAGCUGAUGGAUUUCAUCAAGAAAGAUGAGAUGGAGUCUGGCAGUGAUGAUGAGCAGGAAACUACUGGCCCCAACCAGGAAGAUUCUGACAUUCGAGACAUGAAGUACCGACUUGAGAAAGAUCUGUCGCUGAAAGAACGCCAGUUGGUGAUCAGAAACAUCACAUGGGUGUUUGACAAGGACUCCGUGUAUGGUCGCCGGGAUGGUGCAAUCACUGGCCUUGCUGUCAUACAUCGUGAUCGCGCCAAUGCUUUCAAAACCUCACCAGGAUACAGGAGUGGGGUCAUUCAUGAUGUGCAAAUGCUGCAACGUGCCCAGAUGUUCAAACCUCCUGCACAGCAGAACCGGCAGAACCUGCCCCAUCUUGGAAGGGCCUUUACAGACACCCAGGAGAUGAAACAGGUGGCUGGUGGCACUGACAUCGUGAAACGGACCUUGGCCAGCUUCAUCCCUCCCAGCAUGCACACCACUAUGAUUCUGGAUUUGCUGGCUUACGAUGCAUUUCCAGCACUGGCUGCACUUGAGGAGGUGGCCUCUUCAAAGCGUAUGAUGUGCGGAUCAGUGGUCUUGAACGCGGCGCCUGGCACAUUGCAGACUCGAGUUGCCAAUGCUUUGUAUGAAUCAUGCCGGAAUGGGAGCGCAGUCCUACCCAACUUUCCAGAGUAUGAACCGGUGGUGAAAGCUUUGCAGGAGAACAACACCAUUGACAACUCUGUUGGGUACAAAGUGUGCGUGGCAAAGUGUGGGCGCUUACUGGUGCUGCAGUCUUUGGCUCGUCGAUGGACUGAGUAUGAGGGAACCAAAGAUCGUGCACAUGAGCUGAUUGUCGAGCACAACAAAGGCUUCAAUGUGGAUGGGGACUACAUGGAAGAUGAUGAAAGGCCUUCCACCACUGAUGCCGCAGAGCGGCCGGCCAAAAAGAUCAAGCUCAGUGACCUCACCACCUGCACCGAAGCUGACAUUGCAAGCUUGACCAAGCCGCGCAAGUUCAGCAUCAAUGGCUCAGCAGAAUUGAUUACCGAUGGCUCUGGUGAAGCACUGUACUUGGUGACCCGUUCCCGCAAUCAGUUUCUCCAACAUCGUGAGCUGCUGGAAUCGAGUGGUGAAGGAGGAACCAAGACUGUGGUUCCGAUCCGUCCAGUGGCCCUGACAGCUGGAAUCCUUGAUGUGAAUGAAGGCAUUUUGCGCUUGAUGCCUUUAGCCUCAGCAGUGUUCUACGAGCAUCCCGUUCUACGGGGUCCUCUUCAGCGGCGCCAGUGCCAUGGUCCAGAUGAUGAUGAAAGUGAUGACCUAGAGGGGUUGGACCGCAUUUUGCAAUUCGAUGCUGAUGGAAACCCCAAGAAAAGGCCGUCGUCCAGGUUGGAAGAGGAAGCGGAGUUUCCAACCCAAGAGUAUGUCAUGCCGGAAUGCUAUGAUUGGUUGGGAAGUAUCCCAGGGGAUGACCGCCCCUGCAAGGAAACAGGAGAUGACAGGGACUUGGACGUGAUUCUGACACAGGUUUCACCUGGUGUUAGGUCUUGGCCGUAUCCAGACAAUCAAGAAGGGCUUGAAUCCUCAGCCUCCCCUGCUAAGACAGAGAUGGACACCACUGAACCCAAGAACCUUCGUCGACUUGAUGCACAGUUCUUCUCGACUGAUCUUGAGCCACGUGAGCUUUUCAAGGAUAUGUCCGGGAACAAUGAUGAGACGCUGCAUCCUUCACCUCCUCAUGAAUCCUUGGAUUAUGACAUGAUGUCUGAGGAUAAGGGUGAGUUUGAUGGUGGUGAUGUUAUGACAGUUGAAGCAUCGCCUGGGGAACUUGGUGAUGACACACUGGGUGAUGAAAACCCAAUGACUGAGGGUCCUUGUCAUGAUACACCUCCCAUGGAUGAAGAACCAAUGACUGGGGGACCUGUUGAUGACACUGGGAGACCUGGUGAUGUCACACCUCCCACCGAGAACCUCUUGCGACCUAGUGCAAAGAAACGUGCAAGGGUGCCCAAGGAGAAGCUGAAGCCAGAGCGCAAAUCAAAACCAGUGGCCAAGCCAAAGCAAGCAGCACACAAGGAUGCAACGAGCAAGAAGAAAGGCACACAGGACAAUGCAAAGAGCACAACAAAGAACAGUGCAAUGGACAGUGCAAAGAACAGUGCAAAGAACAAUGCAAAGAACAAUGCAAAGAAGCCCUCCAAAGCAGCUUGCAAACCGAAGGCGAAAGCCAAAUCGAAAACAACUGCCCGUGGUGCCUCCCGCAAACAGAGCAAGAAACAUGAUGUAUACUGUGCUGGGUGGUUGGCAGCAAAGAAUGAGGGUUUGUCACCGCCAGAGGCGAAAGUUGCUGGUAUGGACUCCCGGCGUAAGUGCCUGGGGACAAACAUUGAACCCAUACUUUUGAUGUUGUGGUUAUUUGUUGAAAACUUCCUGUCAUUGGAACCUUUGCCGGAAACCAUCCUGUUACUGGAACCUUUGCCGGAAACCAUCCUGUUACUGGAACCUUGGCCAGAAGCCAUCUUAGGUGGAUUAUUGAGCAUGGUCCACGUGAUCAUCCGACUGUGA
This is a messenger RNA of Cladocopium goreaui, 4839 nucleotides long. Lineage: Eukaryota; Dinophyceae; Suessiales; Symbiodiniaceae. The record is from the annotation of a GenBank genome assembly.